Molecule: messenger RNA, 1231 nt
Organism: Myotis brandtii (Brandt's bat)
Lineage: Eukaryota; Metazoa; Chordata; Mammalia; Chiroptera; Vespertilionidae
Product: tubulin polyglutamylase complex subunit 2-like
Biological process (GO): protein polyglutamylation
Source: RefSeq, a predicted model, not a curated record
AGCCAUGGAGGAGCCGCAGCCCAGGCCCAGCCCGCGGGCUCCUGCAAGCCGCACCUGGAGAAGCUGACCCUGGGGGUCACCCGCAUCCUGGAAUCAUCCCCAGGUGUGACAGAGGUGACCAUCAUAGAAAAGGCACCUGCUGAACGUCAUAUGAUUUCUUCAUGGGAACAAAAAAAUAACUGGCUGCCUGAGGAUGUCAAGAAUUUUUACCUGGUGACCAAUGGCUUCCACAUGACAUGGAGUGUGAAGCUGGAUGAGCACACCAUCCCAUUGGGCAACAUGACAAUUAAUAGUAUCACAAAACUGACUCAACUCAACCAGUCUUCCAUGUACUCACUUCCUAAUGCACCAACUCUGGCUGACCUGGAGGACAAUACACAAGAAGCCAUUGAGAACCAGCCAGAGAAGCCCCACUUUGACUCUCACACUGUGAUAUUUGAGCUGGACCUUUGCAACAGGAAUGGGAAGGUUUGCCUCAUCCACAAAAAAGGGAAACCAGCAUUAGCACAAGACACUGAGAUCUGGUUCCUGGACAGAGCACUGUACUGGCAUUUCCUCACAGAUACCUUUACCGCCUAUUACCGCCUGCUCCUCACGCACCUGGGCCUGCCCCAGUGGCAGUACGCCUUCACCAGCUAUGGCAUCAGCCCACAGGCCAAGCAAUGGUUCAACAUGUAUAAGCCCAUCACCUACAACACGAGCCUGCUCACUGAAGAGACUGACUCCUUUGUGAACAAGCUGGAUCCCAGCAAAGUGUUCAAGAGCAAGAACAAGAUCUUAAUCCCCAAAAAGAAAGGGCCUGUUCCAUCUGCAGGCAGCCAGAAAGGGCCCUCGGGUCCUCCCUCCACCCCCUCCACCCCUAAAUCCUCCUCUGGCUCUGGAAACCCUGUGCGGAAAUGAGUCUCCCUCCCCUGCCCCCAGCUCCCUGCAGCCCCACAGUGAUGAUUUCCAUGCACAGAUGCCCAGGGGGGCCCAAGCCUGAGGGCCUCCUCCCAUCUGAGUGACCAAACCCUAGGCCUCUUACUCCCAUGAAUUAGCCAGGAGUUGGAAGGGCAUACUCAGGUCGCCCCGAGAGUCCUCCUCUCAUGCCACCCCUACCUCCAGAAGCUGUGCAAAAUUUUAGAUCUUAAUUUAAAGUAGCCAAAUAGAUCUGUUCAGAGGUUCCUCUCUUCCCAGCAGCAGCCCCCCAGCAGUGACUGAGGAGUGCCCCAAAGAAGCCGCUGGUUUAGAA